Messenger RNA from Drepanopeziza brunnea f. sp. 'multigermtubi' MB_m1, 1161 nucleotides. The record is from RefSeq and is a predicted model, not a curated record. Lineage: Eukaryota; Fungi; Ascomycota; Leotiomycetes; Helotiales; Drepanopezizaceae.
AUGGCGAGCCAGGUGCACAGAAAACCCAUACCAACCACAACCUUCCCAGGUUCUCAAGGCCAGUCGCAAGCUCAACAUCAUCCAUCACAAUCUCAUUCAAAUUCUGCAGAUAUCUACAACCAUAGUCGCUCGAGAACGACAUCUUCCAACAUCUUCCCGUCUUACCAGCCGCAACCGUACCAGCCCCAGCAGCAGUAUCCCGCAAACAUGCAGGCCAAUUCCUAUACCUCCCGCCGGACACCGUCCAAUGCCACCUUGGCGACGAUGAGCAGCGGCAAUGGCCCGGUGGGCGUCCGACGGGGCACUUCGCAGGAUCUGCGACGCUCGACAUCCAGCAGGUCCGGGAAUUCGCAGCCGGGAAGCUACGUAGCCUUGAUGCGGAAGCAGAAGGCUACGGUGUGGUGCGAUCGGGCUCAGCACGAAGACCCGCGCUUGCUCGCGCAGCAGAAGCUCGCGAAGGCGCGUGCCACCAAGGAAGUCGUGGGCGGCUCUUCUUCGACCGGCGGCAAAAUCUCGACCGGUGUAUCGGCGAGCUUGGCAGGCAGCAAAGGCGUCACGGCGAAGAUCAGACAUCACGGCAAGUCGGCUCUGGUGGGCUACAGUCCGGGGGAUCUGGUGGGCGGCGGGGUGCCGAUGCGCUUGAGUGCCAGUGAGGUUGAGAAUGGAGACAGCGACGACGACGACUCGGUGAAGGCGCUUGGCGGCCAGUACCAUCGCCGAACUGGCAGCGGGAGGAGUAGUGUCGGGAGUGGACGCAGAGGCCCUGCCUUCUCACGACCAUCGGGCCCGGGUAGCACGGGCGGGAGAUGGGGGAAUACGCCCCCGAGUGAGAGGCUAGAUUCGCUGGAGGGUGAGCAGAUGGCUCGAGAGGCGCCGGGGGCUGCCACGCGCCAGCGUUCUGGCCACUUUGAUGGGCAGAAGGACGGGACGAGAAGUGCAGGCAGCGGCAGCAGUGGGGAGAGAGCGGAUGGGUUGAGUGAGCUCACCACGGUAGACGCGGCGAGGUUGGCAAGCAACAGCUUGUUGCGGGCUACGAUUACGCGCGAGAAGAGCGUGAAGAGUCCGGAUGAGCUGAGGAGACGGGGGAGCGUGGAUGAUCGGACAAUGACGAUGAGCGCGGGCCGGCUGUACAUUGCGAAUCCGGACGCUGAUAGCGAUUGA